Parascedosporium putredinis is the source of this 858-nucleotide messenger RNA. Lineage: Eukaryota; Fungi; Ascomycota; Sordariomycetes; Microascales; Microascaceae. The record is from the annotation of a GenBank genome assembly.
AUGCUCAUCGGUAUCUGCGGAGGCAUCUGCUCCGGCAAGAAAACCGUCGCGCAGUACCUCGUCGACCACCACGGCUUCCAGCGCCUCUACCUCGACGACGACGAUGACGACCGUAGCCAUAAUCGCAGCAGCAACAACAGCGCCAGCGCCAGCACCAGCGCCAACGGCACCCGACCCCCGGCCGUCAAGCCAACCCCCACCCCGCGCAACCCCCACCACACCUUCCCCACCGCCGACGCCCUCCUCGACUUCGUCACCAAGCGCUGGCGCGACCGCUACGUGACCACCGACGUCCACGACGAAGCCAUCCUCGACCUCCUCUCCCGCCGCCCCUUCUUCAUCCUCGUCUCCCCCCAAAACGCCGCCCGCGACGUGGCCCUCGACCGCUUCGUCGCCCUCUCCGACGCCCACCUCUACGACCCCGCCGCCGGCCUCCAGCCCCUCAUCUCCCGCGCCACCGUUCGCCUCCUCAACACCUCCGAGUCCCUCGCCCACCUCUACGCUACCCUCGGCAAGCUCGAUCUCGCUAACCCGGACCGCCUCCGCCCCUCCUGGGACAGCUACUUCAUGUCCCUCGCCUCCCUCGCCGCCCAGCGCUCCAACUGCAUGAAGCGCCGCGUCGGCUGCGUCCUCGUCGGCCGCGAGCGCCGCGUCAUCAGCACCGGCUACAACGGCACCCCCGCGGCCUCCGCAACUGCGCCGAGGGCGGCUGCACCCGCUGCAACGACGCCAGUUCUUCCGGCGUCGGCCUUUCCACCUGCCUCUGCAUCCACGCCGAGGAGAACGCCCUGCUCGAGGCUGGAAGGGAGAGGAUCCGCGAAGGCGCCGUGCUCUACUGCGAUACUUGCCCAUGCCUGA